This is a messenger RNA of Aureococcus anophagefferens, 204 nucleotides long. RefSeq lists its product as hypothetical. Gene Ontology annotation, molecular function: 2 iron, 2 sulfur cluster binding. The record is from RefSeq and is a predicted model, not a curated record. The transcript has a single exon. Gene Ontology annotation, biological process: P450-containing electron transport chain. NCBI's taxonomy places the organism in Eukaryota, Pelagophyceae, Pelagomonadales, Pelagomonadaceae. The annotation marks the transcript as partial. Gene Ontology annotation, cellular component: mitochondrion.
UGCGGCGGCGAGCUCGCGUGCUCGACGUGCCACGUCAUUUUGGAGCAGGGCCUCUUCGACUCCCUCGACGAGCCCGACGAGGAGGAGGUCGACAUGCUGGACCUCGCGUGGGGCCUCGAGGACACGAGCCGCCUCUGCUGCCAGCUCAAGGUCGGCCCCCACCUCGAGGGCGCGGUCUUCACGCUCCCCGAGGACCCGUAUUAG